GUAUUUAUUCAAACAUUUAAUACCAGUGGUGACAAGUGCUCUUGAACGCAGCUCUUGUGGCGUCUCGCAGCGCUGCUGAAUGCAGGCCCCUGAUUGGCUUGCGGCUUGUGACUUGCAGCCUGAAGUGUGCUCGAUUCUGUAUCAGCAUCUACUGCAGGGGCGGAGCUCCAGGUCUGCUCCAGUAUUCUCAAUCGUGCAGACUCCACCCGCGCAGAUACUCUCAACACCAAAACACGCGCUCCCAAUCUUUCACCAAGAACUCGCGCGGAGUUUAGAUCUUGUACACAGGGCGGGAGAUGUUGAACAGUGGGGGAUAGAAAUAUCGGUUUUUGGUAUUUAAAAUAGCGUCAAAAUAAAGUAGAAUAGCAGAAAGAGUUUGAACAAGAAACGGCUUUGUUUGGACGACGACGCAAAGAUGGAAGACUUUGGAGUAUAUGCGGUUUUCGGAGUGCACGGUCCGCCUCAAAGGCUGCUGAGUGCUGAAGGUUCGUGCAGGGUGUCUGUCGCAGUUCCCCAGAGUGUCCGCCAGGUGGUGCUGUUCAGCAGUGGGCCGUGGGGGGAGAGGAUCUGCGUCAACGCGGAGCUCAACGAUGCUGACCGGUUCCCUAUCACUAUCGGAAAACUGACUCCAUAUAACAAGUGCCUGUCAUGGGAGCAGUGGGAAGAGGAGACCUGGACAAACAGCGUCACACUCAAUGUCACUCUGGAGGGAGGAAACCUGGCAAAAGCAGAUUGGUCAGAGCCAGAGCUCCUGUCUGUGAAGGAAUACACACCAAAGGACACCAUGGCUCCCCUCGCAGCCCGGGAGCUCAACGGCAAGAGGAAGAGAGAGCGAGUGUCAGAGGGAGACACUGAGGAGAAUAAGAUGAAGAUGAGAGGGGAGGAAGAGAACAUGUGUCCAAAUGGCACCGUGGAGAAGACCACGCCUGUGCGAAAGGCCAGAGGUCAAACUAAAGCAGGGCAGAAGCUGUUCAGUAGUGGAGCAGAUGCAACAAAGAUGAAGGGAACAGCAACGGGAGCAGGAGAGGCGCAGGGGACUGUGGGAAGAACGCCUCCUCAGAGUGCAGCCAGGACGAAGAGUAGGCAGGCCAAGACUCCCACACAGACUGCCCCAUUGGCCAGCCCGUCAGGCCGCUGGGGUCAGACUGUGUGCCCCAUCGACGCUCAGACAGCUAUUCUGAUUGGAGGACAGGGAGCCAGGAUGCAGUUCUGCAAAGAUCCCAUGUGGAAGCUCUGCACAGAGGACAUGUCCUGGGUUGCAGCAGAGACUCUGGCAGAGGGUCCAACACCCGAGGCCAGGAUCGGCCACACAGCCAUCUACGACCCAGACUCGAGGCGGAUCUUUGUGUUUGGAGGCUCAAAGAACAAAAAGUGGUUCAACGACGUUCACAUCCUCGACACGCAGAGCUGGAAGUGGACCAUGGUGGAGGCACAAGGUAAGGUUCCUCCUCUGGCCUACCACAGCUGCAGCAUGUUUCGGGGGGAGCUGUUUGUGCUGGGAGGAGUGUUUCCCUGUCCAAACCCGGAGCCCGACGGCUGCAGUGACUCACUGUAUAUCUUCGAUCCCCACCUCUCCAUCUGGUACCAGCCCAUUGUAACUGGUGACAAGCCCUCCCCCCGCUCAGGCCACUCUGCGUGUGUGAUGCAGGAGAGGAAGAUCUAUGUGUUUGGUGGAUGGGACACUCCCGUCUGCUACAAUGACAUGUACAUGUUGGACCUCGGUCUGAUGGAGUUUUCUGCUGUGAAAACAUCUGGGAAAGCGCCCUCUCCUCGAAGCUGGCAUGGCAGUGCCGUGCUCUCAGACACAAAGUUCCUGAUCCAUGGAGGUUACAACGGAAACAAUGCUCUCAGUGACACCUUCAUCUUUGACAUAGACACCAACAGCUGGACAGAGGUGACGCUCCCUCAGCUCUCCAUCCCCAGGGCAGGGCACUCCAUCAUCACCAUGGAGACAGCCAGUCUCCACCAACGUUUCUCAGGGGAGGAUGAAGACGUGGAUAUGGACGCCGGCUCCGUCAGCAGAACCCUGCUGGUGUUCGGAGGCGGAGACAACGAGGGCAACUUCUACUCCGACCUGACGACUGUCGCUGUGGAGGAACUGCUCGGCGUUAUUUAGAGAGAGUGAGUCAGAGGUGAAUCCUCACUCCCUGACUGGAUGUGAAGCUAUUUUAACACCCCCACAGAUCCUUUAUUAUUUAUAUUCCUAUAGUUUGUCUUUGUUUCUGUUUUUUUGUGUGCGCUCUCUCUUCUUUAUUUUGUGGUUUUUAAAGGUUUUUAAGGUCUAUAAUUUGGGCAUUUCUUCAGAUCUCCAAAGUUUAACUGUCGUUUCCAAGGAGUGCAUAACAGGAAGAUUUUUGGCAAACUCCAGAGAAAAGAGAUUCCUCAUUCUCCUCUUGUGGUUACAAUGAUCUUGAUUAAAAACAUCAAACAUUUCAGAUUAUUUAGUAAUCAAGGACAGCAGUCAAUUUUUUAUGUACAUAGUUUCAAGGUUUUCAACUUCUUCCUCGGAUAAAAUGUAUAUUUUUAUUUUUGAAUCAUGAGUAUUAUGGGCUUUCAGUAGCCCUGAUACUUCAAUUCAUGUUUCCGUGCUGUUCAUUUGCACUUGGCUUCUAUCUUUACAUAAUAAACAUUUGAUUUUCAUGUUGUAUUUUAAGCAUAAUCUUCCUUCAGUUGUUUUUCUACUCAAUUGCGUCUAUAAAGAAAGUAGGCCACAUGCACAAAGACCUGAGUUAAACCCAACUUCGACAACCUUUUUCCAUUUGCAGAAUAAUUAACCCACCUUUUUAGUCUGACAUAAGAUGGUGAAGUAUACUUUAUACCAAGUCGUGUCAAACUGAUGCAAUUUAAAUGAGGUUCGACACUUUAAACGGAAAGGCCGAUUAGUAACAUCCCUGCUGGCCCGGUAACUCAACACUAACACGGGCUAAUGUCAGACUAGCAGAGCAACACUGAUGCUAUCUUCAAAGAGCCAGAGCUAAAUGGAGACAUUUUAAUAAAAGAUUAGAGCAGCUUGAGAGGGAUUAUCUUCUUUUCUGCUGAAUAGCUGAUAAUGGUGUCAUGAUGUGGCUGUUUUUUACCUUUUAAUAUUUUCAUUGGAUUAUACAGCCAACCUCUCACACAAGUCAGUUAAUGCCGAGUCAUUUAAUGCACAAACUAGCGGUACAUUAAGUAUUUCCAUGUUUGGUCGUCCCCCAGAGCAGAAAUCAUAAUGGAAACUUGGUCCCCAAAAAAACAUGGGGGGUUAAAACAUUCUACAGUUAAACACCUAAAGGGUAAAAUGCGUAUUUUUCAGUCUGUAGCCUAUUUUGGUGUCUAAGUGACAAAUGGGAACAACAACCUUUGAAAUUGGUCCUUUACUGAGCAAGAGGGCUGCAGCCACAAAACGGACUGCAGUGUAAUUCUUCAGGGUAUCAACUUCCUUGUUUUUGCCACUGACAGACUCAGAUUAUUAUUCUAAGUGUCUGACAACAUUAUG
Molecule: messenger RNA, 3475 nt
Organism: Epinephelus fuscoguttatus (brown-marbled grouper)
Lineage: Eukaryota; Metazoa; Chordata; Actinopteri; Perciformes; Serranidae
Gene: krcp
Product: kelch repeat-containing protein
Exons: 13
Coding region: 416-2116 (566 amino acids)
Molecular function (GO): protein binding
Source: RefSeq, a predicted model, not a curated record